AUGUAUUAUGAAUAUUCUAAAGACAAAAUGACUUUUGCAAUAUAUAACAAUGGUAUUUUACCAAAAUCAAACCAAUCUCUUUGGUUUCGUUCUAAAGAAAAAGAUGUUUCAUAUGGACAAACUUUACGUUCUAAUCAUUAUAAACGUUUUACAUGCUUUCAAAUGAUUGAAAUGUGUGUUCUUAUUCUUAUUCUAUUUGAACAUACAAUUGUAUUUAUAUUAACAUUUAAAAAAAAAUCAUUAAAAACAAAUCAAACAAGACAAAAUCAACGUUCAAUACUUUUACCAUCAAAAUCAUUUAUCUAUAGUUGUCUACAUCGUAAUUGGAUACGUGCAUUUUCUUUUUCAAAUAUAUGUCUUUCAUGUGUUUAUUUCAUAAUGUUAUUAUUAAAACAUUAUCAUCCAAAUCUUGUUCAUCAUUCAUCAAUUACAUUUUAUUCAUUACCAUUAAAUCUUUUACAACAAAUAUUAAUUAAUUUUAGUACAUUCCAUCUCUUUAUUAUUUCAAUAAGUGUAUUUCAAUAUUUUCUUCGUUAUUAUCGUUUAUUAAAAAGUACAUAUUCAAGUUAUUUUUUUAAUGGUAAAAAUCUUUUACUAACAAAACAUACAAAUGUUGCACUUAUAUUAAGCAGUUCAUUAGCACUUAUAUUUGCUUAUAACUUUAUAUUUUACACUCCAAAAUCUCCUCAAACAAUAAGUUUACUUCCAUUAAUAACAUUUAAUAUGAUAUUAUUACCAUUAAUAAAUCUAAUCAUAUUUUCAUUUAUUUUUAUAUGUCUUAUGAUAAAUUAUUUCUUUAAAUCUAAUCUUGAAGAUAUAUUAAUUGAUAAUGAACAAGAAAAUUUACGUUUAAUUAUUGAAAAAAAUACUUGUAUUAAAUGUUAUUCAAAAAUUUUAGAAAAAAAUCCAAAUUUAUUUCAAGAUAAAAAUUAUUCAUAUAAAAAUUUAUUUAAAAUUUUUUUUGCUACACGUUUACAUUCAUCAUAUCCAUAUAACAUGCAAAGAAAUUAUUUUUUUAAUAAGAAAAAUACUUAUUCACAAACAGAUUUUUCUUAUGAACAUGAAAAUGAUAUUGAAAAUAAUUCAAAAAAUAAUUUAUUUUUUAAAACAACAUUAAUUAAAUUAAAUCAUCAACAUUCAUUAUGUCAUUUAUGUUAUUAUUUAUUAAUAAUAUUUCUUUUUAAAUAUAUUUUAUUAACAUUUCCACAACAUAUUCUUAUAAUGUUAAUUCAUUUAAAACAGUUUUAUCAAUUUAUUCUUAAACAUAAUCUAUCAAGUAGUUUAACAUAUUCAUUAUAUGAAGAUAAUGAAUUUUUAUUAACAAUAUGUCAUUAUUUAUUUUUAUUAUCACGUUUUGGUGAUAGUUUUUUAUUAAUACGCUUACCAUAUUUAAUAAAAAAAUAUUUUCCAUGUUGGUGUCAUUUUAAUUCAAAAUUAUUACGUAAACAACAACAACAACAACAACAACAACAACCUGUAAAUCAAAUAUUAACAAUGAAAAAUUCUUCAUCAUCAUAUAGUGAACCAAUAUCUGCUUUAGAAAUAUCAAAUUUAAAUGAUUUAUCAAACGAAUUAACACAAAAAAAAUCUGUGAAAAAAUCGCAUUGGAAUACAAAACAUCGUCGAUUUCGUUUACACUUUCAAUUUAUACCAUUAUGGUCAAAUGGUCGACCGAGAUUAUUUAAAGAACAUGUUUGA
Rotaria sp. Silwood2 is the source of this 1698-nucleotide messenger RNA. Lineage: Eukaryota; Metazoa; Rotifera; Eurotatoria; Philodinida; Philodinidae. The record is from the annotation of a GenBank genome assembly.